Messenger RNA from Fulvia fulva, 1047 nucleotides. Its product is annotated as Ketoreductase CTB6. The transcript has a single exon. Bases 1 to 1047 code for a protein of 348 amino acids. The record is from RefSeq and is a predicted model, not a curated record. Gene Ontology annotation, molecular function: oxidoreductase activity, acting on the CH-OH group of donors, NAD or NADP as acceptor. Lineage: Eukaryota; Fungi; Ascomycota; Dothideomycetes; Mycosphaerellales; Mycosphaerellaceae.
AUGCCACAAACCAUCCUCAUCACAGGCGCAACAGGCCACAUCGGGUUCCGCACUCUCCUCCAAUCUUUGCAAGCAGGCUACAACGUCAAAGUCGCAAUCCGUCGACCCGAACAAGAAAAGCAAAUCCGGAAAGCACCGUCCAUGCAACCUUACCUAGCAAAUGUCACCUUCAUAACGAUUCCAGACAUGACUGCCCCACAAGCCUACGACUCCGCCGCACAAGACUGUACCUACAUCAUUCACGUGGCAAGUCCCAUCCCAAUGAAGCAGAAUACGCAACAAGCAACCGCCUCCGGCAAAUCCUGGAAAGAAGUAUACUACGACCCAGCAGUGGAGGGAACUCUCAACAUCCUGAAAGCCGCAUCACACUCCGGGACCGUGAAACGUGUGGUCAUCACUUCCUCCGGCGCUGUCCUCGCCAGUCUCUCCAACCCUACAGCAGGCGCAACAGAGAUCCGAUCCUGCCCAACUAUGGAACAGGCAGAAGCAGUGACAGAUGCGUACCAGGCUUACAACAUGUCCAAGAUCCUCGCCAUCUCUGCUGCGAACGAGUACAUGAAAGAGGCGAGGCGGGGUUUUGGCAUCGUGCAUGUCUGUCCGGGUUAUGUACAGGGUUCUCAUGAGUUGUGCGAGAAUCUGGACGACUUGAUGAGGACAACGAGUCGUGCGACGGUUGAUGUUGCGAAAGGAGUGAAGCUGGGCGCGCCGCCGGCGGCACCGCAUGUGAGUUGCGCGAUCUGGGUUGAGGAUGUGGCGCGGGCGCAUGUGGUGGCGUUGGGGUCUGGGAAGGUGAAGGAUGGGGACGUAUUGGUGCUGGUCGGUAAUGAUGGCAAAGGAUGGGAGUGGAGUGAAGUAGGGAGGCACAUGCGGGAAUUGUUCCCCAAGGAGGUUGAAGGGGGUGUCCUGAAGCCGUUGGUGGAGCAGGAGAGCAUGAAGCUGAACUUCGAUAGUAGGAGCACAGCGGAGAAGCUGGGUUGGGAUUUCGCCGGGCCAGAGGUAUGGGCGCGGGAAGUGGUUGCGCAGUAUCUGCAACAGGAGAGGAAGUAG